UCAGGCGAACAGCCCAAUCCCCUUUCCUCACCCCUCGCUAGGUUUCCUCCACGCCGCCGCCGGUCCCUUGUGCGCAGCUCCCUCCGCCGGUCCCUCCUCCGCCGCUGCUCCUCCCGUCGGCGUCACCCGCCCCUGCCCCGCUCUCCAGCAGCAGCACUCUACUCCGGCGGACGCCGCCAAACUCUCUUCUCCAAAAUUUCAUCUCCCCCCUCCCGAUCUAGCCAGACGGUCACGCGCACCGGCACGCCAGGGAUGAUGGAGCCCGCCUCCCGCAAGCGCCGCGCCUCCUCGCCUCCGCCGUCGGGCCCCGUCACGCUGCCGCCGCCCGGCUUCGUGGCGGACAGGGAGGAGGCGGCGGCCCGCGUGGAGCGGCUUCUCCAGUACCAGUUCAACAACCGCUCCCUGCUCGAGGAGGCGCUCACCCACCAGUCCUUUGCCGGUGGCGCCGCGGCCUCCUACCAGAGGCUCGAGUUCGUCGGGGACGCGGCGCUCGGCCUUGCCUUCUCCAACUUCCUCUACCUCACCAACCCCACCGUCGGCCCCGGGGCGCUCUCCACGCUCCGGGCCGCCAACAUCUCCACCGAGAAGCUGGCCCGCGCCGCCGUGCGCCACGACCUCUACCGGCUGCUCCGACGCAACUGCCCUCGCCUCGAUCUCUUGGUAGGACAGUUUAUCCAGUCAGUGAAACAAGAGUUAGAGGGUGACCUUGGCACUACGCCCUAUGGUGGCACUGUAUUUAAGGCUCCCAAGGUGCUUGCUGAUAUAGUUGAGGCCAUUGCCGCUGCUGUCUAUGUGGAUUGCAACUUCAAUCUUGAGAAGCUCUGGAAGGUAACAAGGUUCCUCUUUGAGCCCAUUGUCACGGCAGAAACUAUAGACGAGCAACCCGUGUCUACGUUGCAUGAACUGUGCCAGAAACAUGGGAAAGAUAUAAAAUUCAAGACUUGGCAGAAGGGUGGAACUGCGGUUGUAAAUGUAUUUGUUGGUGGGGCACUUGUUGGGAUGGGCUCCUCAGAGCAGAUGGUAAUCGCUAAGCUCAAUGCCACAAGGGAUGCAUUAAGCAAGCUUCUUGGUGGAGGCAAUCAGCAAGUGUUGACAACCAGAGUUGGCCAUGGAUCGGGGGUUGAGGUUGGAGAGCUUAGGGAAUGCAAGCAGAAGCUUAUUGAGCAGUGCAGCAGGAAGCAUUGGCCAAAACCCAUCUUUAAGUUAGAGAAGACAGAUGGGCCGGCACAUGAUAGGACAUUUGUUUACUCGGUUCAGGUAGAAACCCAAGGUGGUAUUUGGUUAACUUUAGGUGAACCGAUGUCAAGAGUAAAGGAUGCGGAGAAUUCUGGCGCGCAGAAGAUGUUGGAACAUCUAUUGAAAUUGUGA
Messenger RNA from Triticum aestivum (bread wheat), 1368 nucleotides. RefSeq names its product ribonuclease 3-like protein 2. Bases 253 to 1368 code for a protein of 371 amino acids. Gene Ontology annotation, cellular component: nucleus; cytoplasm. Gene Ontology annotation, biological process: siRNA processing. The transcript has 4 exons. NCBI's taxonomy places the organism in Eukaryota, Viridiplantae, Streptophyta, Magnoliopsida, Poales, Poaceae. The record is from RefSeq and is a predicted model, not a curated record. Gene Ontology annotation, molecular function: RNA binding; ribonuclease III activity.